Messenger RNA from Prorocentrum cordatum, 231 nucleotides. NCBI's taxonomy places the organism in Eukaryota, Dinophyceae, Prorocentrales, Prorocentraceae. The record is from the annotation of a GenBank genome assembly.
GGCACCGCGCUGGAGCACCGUUUUAUCACGUGCGAUGGCUGCGGCGCGACGCCGCUGAGGGGCCUCCGGUUCAAGUGCCAGGCGUGCCCCAACUACGACCUCUGCGGCGAGUGCUUCCCGCAGAAGCGGUCGCUGCACGGCGGCGCCUGUGCCGACCACGACUUCACGUGCGUGGUGAUGGACUGGCUGUGCAAGUUCAAAGGCGGUAGCCCGCUCGAGCAGCUCAUGAAG